Messenger RNA from Geosmithia morbida, 1086 nucleotides. Its product is annotated as Carbon-nitrogen hydrolase. The transcript is spliced from 2 exons. The coding region runs from base 1 to 1086 and encodes 361 amino acids. The record is from RefSeq and is a predicted model, not a curated record. Gene Ontology annotation, molecular function: catalytic activity. Lineage: Eukaryota; Fungi; Ascomycota; Sordariomycetes; Hypocreales; Bionectriaceae.
AUGCCCGUCACACGUGUAGCCGCCUGCCACCUCGCACCCGUCUCUCUCAACGCUCGAGCAGCAGCCGACGGGAUAAUGACACAUGUGCGGCAGGCCGCCGCAGACGCAGCCAACCUUGUCGUGUUCCCCGAAGCAUAUAUCUCGGCAUUCCCGUUAUGGAGUGCUCUACGCCCUCCGACCGAGAAUCACGACUUGUUGCAUCGCAUGGUCGCCGAGUCCGUCUACGCGGAUGGGGAGGAAGUGCAGACACUCCGGGAGACCGCGCCGGUCAUCUCCGUCGGCAUCUCGGAGAAGACGCGUUCCGGCGUAGCUUGUCUCUACAACUCCGACCUCGUCAUCAGCGAGCGAGGACAAGUCGCUGCGCACCACCGCAAACCGAUGCCAACCCUUUUCGAGAAACUCAUUGGGAGUCCCGGGGAUGGAUUUGGUCUUCGGGUGGCCGACACGCCCUCUGGACGUAUCGGGGGCCUCAUCUGCGGGGAAAAUACAAACCCGCUGGCUCGGUACUCGUUGAUGGCGCAGCGCGAGCAGAUUCAUAUUUCAUCGUGGCCGCCAAUGUGGCCGACUCGACUGAACACGACACCUGGAGUGGCGGAGGCCGUCAAGAGCAAGCCAAACUACGACGACGUGCUCGCCGACAGAAUCAGGGCGGCAGCGCACUGUUUCGAGGCCAAGGCAUUCGGCAUCAUGUGCAGUGCGUUCCUGGACGAGAGGGGCAUCGAUGCAGUGACGGAGGGGGCAAGUGAUCCGGACCUUGUCCGCCGGGAAUUGCGCAUCGGACCUCGCGGGGCCACCAUGGUCCUGGACCCGACCGGGGCGCCCUGCCCAUCUUUCAUGGUCGACAAGAGCACGGGGGAGCACAUGCCGGUCGAUUACCUACAAAACGAGCAAGGCGUGCUUUACCCCGACAUUGAACUGGAUCGCUGCAUAGAGGGAAAACAGUAUCACGAUGUCGUUGGUGGCUACCAACGCUUGGAUGUCUUGAAGCUGGAGGUUAAUCGGACAAGGCGCAACCCCGUGAUGUUCACAGAAGACACUUCGCCGCAGCUUGAGCACGCUCAUUCAAACUGGCAGGUCCCGGAGUGA